Messenger RNA from Scatophagus argus, 2033 nucleotides. RefSeq names its product cytidine monophosphate (UMP-CMP) kinase 2, mitochondrial (gene cmpk2). Gene Ontology annotation, molecular function: dTMP kinase activity. Bases 120 to 1445 code for a protein of 441 amino acids. Gene Ontology annotation, cellular component: mitochondrion; cytoplasm. The transcript is spliced from 5 exons. NCBI's taxonomy places the organism in Eukaryota, Metazoa, Chordata, Actinopteri, Scatophagidae. Gene Ontology annotation, biological process: dUDP biosynthetic process; dTTP biosynthetic process; dTDP biosynthetic process. The record is from RefSeq and is a predicted model, not a curated record.
UACUGAUUCGCCCAUAAACAUAACUCAAGAGUGGAGGGUUUCCUCGGAAUCUGUGACCUUAAAGUUUCGUUUUCCACAGUUACUUUCGUUUUUCCGACAGCGGACGGUUUAUAUAAUGCAUGGCAGUUAGUGCCAUUAAACCAGACUGGAAACUGAUCGAAACAUCAUCGUGUUGCACACAGAUGGCACGGCGCAGCAUGUCUCUUCUUUCUCAGUGGUCCUCUCGUGUUUUUUCAGUGGAGCUCGAUGGAGCAAACGUCUACUUUUCAAUUCAAGAAAAGCACCGCGGAGAGGAAGUGCCGCGCGUCUUCAGAAGAAGCCCGGACUGUGACAGGUGUUACUCUCUUCUCGUCUGCAGCUCCGACAGAGUCAGGCAGGCCAGGUUUUACGGGCAGCUGCGAGACAAACUGAUGAGAGGUUUGCCGCCGGAGUGUGAUGUGUCUCCCAUGUCCUCGUUUCUGCCGGAUGUGAAGGGCUCUCUCAUCAAGGGCUACUUUCUAAAAGAUAACUCUGAGAGUCCAUCCUCGUCAGAGCGCUUUUUGCGAGAUCUAAUACGACACGAUCCGGUGCUUGUGUGCUCAUACUUGAGAGGUGACGACGGCCGGAUGUGGGCUCAACAUCUGUGGUCUCAUGCAGACAACCAAACUAUGGGAAUGCCAAAGAAGUACUAUGUGGUACCUUCAGAAGAGCCAGAGUAUCACCCAUCUACUCUCAACGUCAUCAACUCUGAUGUUUUCUACAGUUUUGAGGAGGCCCGUGAAGUUCUAAAACAGUGCGGUGACAUCAUCCCAGAGGCAACGUCUGUCAUGGAGCUCCUGCCCAGCAGAGCAGAGGCCAGAAGUAAACCAGACUUCCCUGUUAUUGUCAUAGAGGGCCUGGAUGCCACAGGUAAAACCACUCUGACAGAGUCUCUGAGGGAUACUCUGGGUGCCACUCUUCUGCGGUCCCCUCCCCAGUGCCUGUCCCCCUUGAGGGCCCGCUUUGAUCAGGAGCCGCCCCUCAUCCGCAGGGCCUUCUACGCUCUGGGGAACUACAUCACAGCAGAACAAGUAGGCCAGGAGGGCAUGAAGACACCUGUCAUUGUUGACAGAUUCUGGCACAGCACAGCAGCUUAUGCCAUUGCCACAGCUGUGAGCGGUCCAGUGUGCAACCUUCCAGCAGAGGGUUCGGAGGUUUACCGUUGGCCCGGUGACCUGCUCCAGCCCAGCUUGGUGGUUUUACUCACCCUGGACCCUGAGGAGAGGAAGAGGAGGCUGAGGGACAGGGGUCAGUCAGAGACUAAAGAGGAGCAGGAGCUGGACCACGACCAUCUUUUCAGACUCAAAGUCGAGGAGGCUUACCGGAGGAUCAGCGGCCCGGCUUGUGUCACUGUAGAUGCUAGUCCUCCUGCAGACCAAGUGCUCCAACAAGUGCAGCUUUUAAUUAGGGGCAAAUGCCACUUGUGAUCAGUUCUCCAUCUCCCCUGCUGUCGGCCAUGCAUCAAGUGGAUGCAGUACCUGCCUGCACCACUGGGUGGCAGUAAGGUGUUGUGAAUGCGAUGGUAAGAGGAACUGUGCCAGACUGGAGUGUGGAGAAGAGAUUUUGUUCAGAAUGAGUAAAGGUUGAAUGGCCAGGGGCCAGAACUGCAUGCUACAAUCAGAAAUACAUAUUCAUGUAGACACACACAUGUACGCACAGAUUCAGAGACACACACACACGCAGUAUUGUUAAGAAGUGUGCAUUUAACUGCUAUUGUGAAAUCGGAUUCAGUGUAGCUGCACUUAUUGACAGCCACUUCUAUUUGGACCAGUACUGAAGAAAUAAACAUUUAUAUGAGCAGGAGGUUUCAUUUAAGCAGACAAACAUCCAAAUCUCAAAAUAUACGAUAGAAAACGAAAAGACUGAGAGAUACGACAGGAAAAAGUUUACAUUUGUACAAAGUACUAUUACUUUGUUAAAAAUAAGUUUCAAAUUAAAAGAAAAUUACACAAAAUAUCUGUAUGGGUGAGUGAUUAUGCCUUACAUAAGCCUAAUAAAGACAUUUGUCAUAUAAA